This is a messenger RNA of Truncatella angustata, 575 nucleotides long. RefSeq lists its product as uncharacterized. Bases 84 to 428 code for a protein of 114 amino acids. The record is from RefSeq and is a predicted model, not a curated record. The transcript has a single exon. NCBI's taxonomy places the organism in Eukaryota, Fungi, Ascomycota, Sordariomycetes, Amphisphaeriales, Sporocadaceae.
UAACCUCAGCUAAUGAGCUAAGCUACGGCCACCUUCCUAGAGCACGCUGCGAGGGCUGCUCUGGAGGCUGGCCCGUGCCACCAAUGCUGCUCUACUUCUACCUUGGCUGGUUAUUUUGUACUAACUACGCACUAUGCACUAUGCCGCAACCCAGCAGCCGCCUGUCGUCUGCCAGCAUUUGCAGGAUCCCCGUUGAGAUGAAGAGCAGCAUCUCACCUGCCGUGGAAUGUGUUGAUCGUGCUUGGAUCAAAGUUUCACCAAUCUCACUCCCAGAGUAUCCCCUCGUCUGGGCGCUCAGUCAAAUAUGUCCAUCGCCUAAACGCCCGUUUCAGACACAGCCGAUCCCAACGUCACGGCACAGCGGCGUCAAUGACCCAAUCCGGGGAAAGUUGGAGCAGAUCUCAUUUUCAUGCCCCCGACAAAUUUGACGGAAAGAGGAAACCCUUCUUUUUCGGCUCAUGUUUGCCGGGCUAUUCAUCUUUUUCUGACAUGUGGAAAUGCUCGAUCAUCGUCGUUCAAUGCUACUCUUUAUCCUGGCGAACUUUCCAGAAAAUUGGAGGCUUAGGCAGGAUAAU